AUGGCGACGAAAGUCAAUGGCAAAGACGGCAAGAAGCCGGCCUCGGCGGCGACCAACCUAAUAGCGGGUGGAGGUGCUGGCAUGAUGGAGGCGUUGGUGUGCCAUCCCCUAGAUACCAUCAAGGUCCGAAUGCAGCUCUCGCGGCGCGGCCGCCAGCCCGGGAUGCCCAAGCGCGGCUUCAUCCGUACCGGCGUCGAGAUCGUGAAGAAGGAGACGCCACUGGGUCUAUACAAGGGUCUCGGCGCGGUGCUGACAGGCAUCGUGCCCAAGAUGGCCAUCCGCUUCACCUCGUUCGAGUCAUACAAGCAGCUGCUGGCGGACAAGAAUACGGGCAUGAUCUCGAGCUCAGGCACCUUCGUGGCCGGCCUCGCGGCGGGUGUCACCGAGGCCGUCGCCGUCGUCACCCCCAUGGAGGUCAUCAAGAUCCGGCUGCAGGCGCAGCACCACAGCAUGGCGGACCCGCUCGACAUCCCCAAGUACCGCAAUGCUGCGCACGCGCUCUACACUGUCGUCAAGGAGGAAGGAUUCGGUGCCCUGUACCGCGGUGUGAGCUUGACGGCUCUGCGGCAAGGUAGCAACCAGGCUGUCAACUUCACGGCGUACACCUACUUCAAGGAGGUUCUGAAGCAGUGGCAGCCUGAGUACGCGACCGGCAACCUGCCCAGCUGGCAGACGACCGUCAUUGGUCUUGUGUCUGGAGCGAUGGGCCCUCUGAGCAACGCCCCGAUUGAUACCAUCAAAACACGUCUGCAGAAGACCCCUGCUCAGGAAGGUGUCAGUGCGAUACAAAGAAUCACGGCCAUUGCAUCGGAUAUGUUUAGGCAAGAGGGUAUGCAUGCGUUCUACAAGGGCAUCACACCCCGUAUCAUGCGCGUUGCCCCAGGACAGGCAGUUACGUUUACAGUGUACGAAUUCCUCAAGGACAAGAUAGAAAAGAGCCAGUGGAGCCUGAGCGGCGGCGAGUACGAAGAGUGA
Phaeoacremonium minimum UCRPA7 is the source of this 975-nucleotide messenger RNA. Its product is annotated as putative succinate fumarate mitochondrial transporter protein. Gene Ontology annotation, biological process: succinate transport; transmembrane transport; fumarate transport. The record is from RefSeq and is a predicted model, not a curated record. NCBI's taxonomy places the organism in Eukaryota, Fungi, Ascomycota, Sordariomycetes, Togniniales, Togniniaceae. The transcript has 3 exons. The coding region runs from base 1 to 975 and encodes 324 amino acids.